UGCGCAGGCGUGGAUGGAAACGGCUACACAAACAAGCAAAACCCACCACCCUGAAGCCUCCGGCUCUUCCCCGCCCACCUUUCCCGGGCUGCGGCUCUCCAGCUUCCCAGUCGCCCGGCUUUCUCCGCCCCCGUCAACGUCUGGGCACGUCCCCCUCGCGGCGCGGGCCACGCACGGCGGUGCACUUAACCUCUCCCGGUCCGGCGCGGAGUUAGAGGCCCGGGCGGCGCGGGUGGUGCGCACUGCUGGUGGCGGGGAGCCGAGGCGGGAGCUCGGGCCUGCAGCCCCCGCCGGGCGGAGGAUGACUUGCUACCGAGGCUUCCUGCUGGGCAGCUGUCGGCGUGUGGCGGGCGGCCGGGCGGCGGUGCUGAGGGGGCCGGGCGCGGGAGGCCCCGCCGCGCGGCCGCGGCUCUGCGGUGACGGCGGCGGCCGGCGGCACCUGGGGCAGGGUCAGCCGCGCGAGCUGGCGGGCUGUGGCAGCCGCCCCGACGGCGGCUUCCGCCCGUCGCGGGUGGUGGUGGUGGCCAAAACCACCCGGUACGAGUUCGAGCAGCAGCGGUACCGUUACGCGGAGCUCUCCGAGGAGGACCUGAAGCAGCUGCUUGCAUUGAAAGGCUCUAGCUACAGUGGACUACUUGAACGACAUCAUAUUCACACCAAAAAUGUAGAGCAUAUUCUAGAUAGUUUACGGAAUGAGGGAAUUGAGGUUCGUCUAGUAAAGAGGAGAGAAUAUGAUGAAGAGAUUGUUCGAUGGGCAGACGCUGUCAUAGCUGCAGGAGGUGAUGGCACGAUGCUCCUGGCAGCAAGUAAGGUCUUAGAUAGACUUAAACCAGUUAUUGGAGUAAACACUGAUCCAGAACGGUCUGAGGGUCAUUUAUGUCUUCCUGUUCGAUACACACAUUCCUUCCCAGAAGCCUUACAGAAGUUCUAUCGUGGUGAGUUCAGGUGGUUAUGGAGGCAGCGAAUCAGGUUGUACCUUGAAGGGACUGGCAUAAACCCUGUUCCUGUGGACCUCCACGAACAGCAGCUAAGUUUGAAUCAACAUAGUAGAGCCUUCAACAUUGAAAGAGUUCAUGAUGAAAGACCUGAGGCUUCAGGACCCCAGCUUUUGCCAGUGAGGGCACUAAAUGAAGUCUUCAUCGGGGAGAGUCUAUCAUCCAGAAUGUCUUAUUCUUGGGCUGUAGCAGUGGACAAUUUAAGAAGAAGUAUACCCACUCUAAAGGGACUGGCUUCCUACUAUGAGAUUUCAGUUGAUGAUGGUCCAUGGGAAAAACAGAAGAGUUCAGGGCUCAAUUUGUGUACUGGAACAGGAUCAAAGGCCUGGUCAUUCAAUAUUAACAGGGUUGCAACUCAGGCUGUGGAAGAUGUUUUAAAUAUUGCAAAACGACAAGGAAAUUUAAGUCUUCCAUUGAACCGAGAAUUGGUAGAAAAAGUAACAAAUGAAUAUAAUGAAUCGCUGCUCUACAGUCCAGAAGAACCAAAAAUACUUUUCAGUAUUCGAGAACCAAUAGCAAACAGAGUUUUCUCCAGCAGUCGUCAGCGUUGCUUCACCUCAAAGGUGUGUGUUCGUUCUCGUUGUUGGGAUGCCUGCAUGGUUGUGGAUGGAGGUACUUCUUUUGAGUUUAACGAUGGAGCAAUUGCUUCGAUGAUGAUCAAUAAAGAAGAUGAGCUUCGAACUGUGCUUCUAGAACAAUGAAAGAUUUCCUCAGAUGACAAAUUUUGAUUACUGGGAAAUGCUUUCAUUUCACUGCAGAAACAGACUACUGCUCAUAAAGCUACAUAUGUUGGUUAUUAUUGAGACUGGUUGGCCCUGGGCUUCAAAGGUGACCAAGAAAGUGAGAUUUGCAUUAUUCUUCUUUUGGAUUUGGAUAGAAAAGAUUGUUCGCUGUGUUAGAAAAUGGAUGGACUAAACUGAUUAGAAUUGAUACCAGUGAAAUUUCUAUAUUGCUUAUAGUUGGUAUCUAAGAGUACUGAUAUCUUUUUAGAGAGGUAGGCUCAAAUAAAGGAUUAAAUGUUUAGGAUUUGAAAUUUCACUGUACAAGUUUUUUUUUUUUUCCUUCCCUUUCCUAACUGUGGAAUUGGUCAGACCAAACACAUACCAUCUGAUUAGUGUAUAUUUUUUAUAGUACCUAAAAAAUCGAUUUUUAAAAAAUUUUGAUGGAGAAUUUUGAUAAAUCCUGACAUUGACCUAAUUGAAGUAGGUAAAUGCGUUUUUUAUAUGUGCUUAGAAUUUUCUAAUUUCAGAAUACAAUAUUGUUACGGCUCUUUAUUAAGAAAUUCAUUUUUUAAAUUAUCGAUGUUUUCAUUUAAUAAUUGACUUUCAGGUUAAUUUCGACAGUGCUGGGUGAAAUGAAGUAUAUCUGAAAAAAAUCAUGAUACUGUUACAAAUGUAUUAAUUAUCCAGUAGCUUUUUUAGGUCAUAGACAGGUUUUUUUUGAAUGCUUUUGAGUCUUAAUAGAUUUCUUCCAUAUUUAAAACUCUAACAUGGAAUCAAAGACUAAAAGGAGCUGAUUAGACAUAUUAGGAGUUUGGUGAAACCUUUAAAAAAUAUUUUCAUCUAGUAUUAGGAGUAUUGUCAGAAAAUGGAUUCUUUAAUAAAUAUGCAAAACAUUAGUUUUGGAACUGCCUUACUUUUAAUAUCAUGGUAGUUUUCACCUAGCUCAUAUUCCAUGUUUCACACAUUAGCUUUGAAAGAUAAAAUGUUACAGCUUCCUUCACCUCCCCUCACCCCCAUGAGAGUUCCUUUAGUUUGAGAGGAAAUUAUCUAAUUCUUGAUCUACUUAUAAGUAAUCCUAGAAUUUUUACAAAACACCUAUUGCUGCAUCAUGAGACAACAGGUAUUCUCUUGCCAUUUAUUCAGAGUUGUAUCUUUUUUUCAUUUGCUGUUAAAGAGUUAUAUUCAACAUUUAGAUAUUUAUUGAACACAUAUCUUGUGCCAUGUACUGUGUCAGAUGCUGGGUAUACACUGAUGGACAAAAGACUCUAUCCUAAUAGAACUUGAGUCUUGUGAGCUAGGAAAUUCUGUGAAAGCUAGGCGAUGUAUAAUCAAAUUGAGUGCUAUUAGUUUUGCCAACACUUAACAUGUUCUUGUCAAAUUUUUAAAUAAAUGUUAUACAAAGGUAAUCUAGGUUUUGAUGUAUAUCCAGAACAAGAAUCUGUUCUUCUUUUCUAAGUAUCUGCAUAGACACUCGGAGCAGUGUUUACAUGAUUCAUACAAAAAAAAAAAAAAAAAAAAAUCAGUGUUUUCCCAGAGCUGGAUCUAGUUUCUGGCUUGAUUUAAAAUUAUUAACUGAAGAUAACACUUUAUGGUAUGGGAUUUCAGUUCUUUAUAAAAACUCUAAGAGGUGUAAGUACCUUCUUAACAAAAAUUCCAGCUCCAUCUUUACAUCAAGCAAAUCUGAUUGUCCAAAAUGGUACCACAGAUCUGUUAAUAUGUAACAUAUUAAUAGGCAACCUGCUCUGUAAAAUUGUUCAUAAGCCGUAAAGGUUAAAAAGUUAAUUUGCUCCCUUUGCAGUAUAACUUCUAACAUUUCUGCUAUGUGGUGGGGAUUGAUUUAGAAGAGAGAAGAGAAGAGGCAAAGGAUAUUACAAUAGAAGAAAUGUUUUUAUGAGUUAACCUCUUAAUGGUAACUAUAUGUGAAUAAACAAUUAAAUUAGUGUUUUUUUUAAACUACACUUGUUUCCUUAACUCUUACAGCAGCAUUAUUAGAAAACCAGAUUCUCCCAAAAUGUUGUUUCAAGUCUUUUCCACUGCUGUGCCCCAUUGACUGCAGUCAUUGCUAAUAUUUCACACAGAAUGAGGACUUAUUAUAUAAGCAAAGGGUAAAGUACUUACUAUUUUUGAUGCUU
Messenger RNA from Zalophus californianus (California sea lion), 3849 nucleotides. RefSeq names its product NAD kinase 2, mitochondrial (gene NADK2). Bases 14 to 1696 code for a protein of 560 amino acids. Gene Ontology annotation, biological process: NAD+ metabolic process; NADP+ biosynthetic process. Gene Ontology annotation, cellular component: mitochondrion. The record is from RefSeq and is a predicted model, not a curated record. NCBI's taxonomy places the organism in Eukaryota, Metazoa, Chordata, Mammalia, Carnivora, Otariidae. The transcript is spliced from 13 exons. Gene Ontology annotation, molecular function: NAD+ kinase activity.